AUGGCAGCUCACGAAAACAUAUUAGAUUUGGACACCGAAACUAAAAUUCUAGGUAUGCGUUGGAAUUCGAAGUCGGACAUCCUUACAUUUGCUCAACAGAAGAACAAUCAGAUUGACAAUUCAAAAAUAACAAAGCGAGAAAUAUUACGACAAUCUUCGUCAAUUUAUGACCCUCUCGGAAUUCUCGGACCAGUUACUGUGAGGGCAAAGCUUUUGAUACAAAAUCUAUGGAAAGAUAAUUAUGACUGGGACGAAGUGUUGCCUAGCAACUUAAUUAAAACAUGGAUUGAAAUCAGAGAUGACAUUCGGGAUGCUACUUCAAACACACAGAUUUCACGUCAUUAUUUCACAGGAAAAGACAACGGAGAAGUGAUAUUACAUAUUUUUGUAGAUGCUAGUCAGAGAGCGUAUGGAGCUACCGCAUAUUUAUGUAACGGAAACUUGUCUUCUUUAGUCAUUGCUAAAAACUGUAUUGCGCCACUUAAAGGAAUUACGUUACCAAAAUUAGAGUUAAUGGCCGCCGUCAUUGGAGUCCGUAUAGCAAGGCAGUUAACAGAUAACUUAGAAAUAGAGCGCACCGUGUUAUGGAGUGAUAGUCAAAUCGUUCUUCAUUGGAUAGCUUCUUCAAAAUCAUUCGGCAAAUUCGUAAAUAAUCGUACUAAGGAGAUUAAAGAAUCAACACGUAACAGCGAAUGGAAAUACGUGCCAACUGAAUCGAACCCAGCCGAUCUGCAGACUCGUGGUAUAUCAGCGACACAGUUCAAAGAAUCAAAAUUAUGGAUGCAUGGUCCAUCUUGGAUCUCAGAUGGUAAUCGUUGGCCUACAUGGACACAACAGCCGAAACAGGAGACCACCCUUUUGACGACAGCAUGUGACAUCGAUAACACAGAGACAUUAGGUUCUACAUCAAUGUCAGGAAUUUCAGAAAUUAUCAAAUUAUCUAGGUUUUCUUCAUUGAAGAAAUUAUUGCGAGUUACAAGUUAUGUUUUAAAAUUUGUGAGAAAUUGCAGAGACAGCAAACCAUACCAGCUUAGAAGAAAACAUAUACACACACAAGAAAACAUUACAAACGAAGAAAUUCAAUAUGCAGUACACCUAUGGAUUAAGGACGUACAAAACGAACGAUUUAUGGACGAAAAGGAGAAAAUUUCGAAUAAUUUAGGAAGCAAGGAAUUGCCUUUAUUGAAACAACUACGCCUAUUUAUUGACGAUGAAAGUAUCAUAAGAUGCGGUGGGCGCAUACACAAUUCCUCAUUGGAUAGCUGUACAAAGUUUCCAAUACUUUUGCCAAAGAAACAUAAGUUUACUGAUCUUAUUAUACUGGAUGCACACUUGAAAAUGUUACAUUCAGGAUCUGGACAAACAGUUACUCAAAUCCGACAGUCGUAUUGGAUACCGUCUAUUCGUCAGUGCGUGAACAAUAUAAUACAGAAAUGCAUACAAUGUCGUAAAGUCAUGGGAAAAUCGUUUAUGCAGCAAGAUUCACCCCCACUUCCUAAAGAUAGAGUGACGGAUACGAUUCCGUUUACAACAACAGGUGUGGAUUUUGCCGGACCGCUUUAUGUUAAGGAAACCGGAAUUUUGAAAAAGAUGUACAUUUGUUUAUUUACGUGUGCAUGUGUUCGAGCUGUACAUUUAGAACUCGUUCCAGAUAUGACACUUAACGCUUUCAUGUUAGCAUUUAGACGCUUCGUCAGUAGGAAAGGACACCCUAGUACAGUGUAUUCAGAUAACGCCCCAACCUUUGUUUCAGCGGCAAGCCAAAUUCCUCGAGAGCUAAACAUACAAAUCAACUGGAAGUUCAUCCCAAGAGCAGCACCGUGGUAUGGUGGAUGGUGGGAGAGACUGGUCGGAAUAACCAAGACAACGCUGAAAAAAGUUCUGGGAAGAUCCCAAGUUAAUGCGGAUACGUUACGAACAGUUAUUACGGAGAUUGAAAGUGUUAUGAAUGAUCGCCCGAUAACGUACAUUUCACAGGAUAUCCGAGAUCCACAGCCGUUGACGCCGUCACACUUAUUGCACGGGAGAAGACUAUCUACAGACAACUAUAUACAUACAGAGGACAAUAAGAAGACACACGAAGAAGCUAAUAAACUAGUACAACGCAAUAUAACUUUAAUAGAACAUUUCACUAAUCGAUGGAGAUCCGAAUAUCUCACCGGACUAAGAGAGUUUCACCAUGUGACAGGAAAAAUUCAUACACAUGUGAAAAUUGGUUCUGUUGUAUUGAUUAUGGACAAUUCACCAAGAACAAUGUGGAAAUUAGGUGUAAUAGAAGAUGUUAUUACAGGACUGGAUGGACUUGUUCGUGCUGCAAAGAUUCGUACAUCAAGUGGACUGAUUACUACACGGCCAAUAGUUAAACUAGUCCCUCUUGAAAUAUGA
This is a messenger RNA of Mytilus trossulus (common blue mussel), 2385 nucleotides long. RefSeq lists its product as uncharacterized. Gene Ontology annotation, molecular function: nucleic acid binding. The transcript has a single exon. Lineage: Eukaryota; Metazoa; Mollusca; Bivalvia; Mytilida; Mytilidae. Bases 1 to 2385 code for a protein of 794 amino acids. Gene Ontology annotation, biological process: DNA integration. The record is from RefSeq and is a predicted model, not a curated record.